Botrytis porri is the source of this 732-nucleotide messenger RNA. RefSeq lists its product as uncharacterized. NCBI's taxonomy places the organism in Eukaryota, Fungi, Ascomycota, Leotiomycetes, Helotiales, Sclerotiniaceae. Bases 1 to 732 code for a protein of 243 amino acids. The transcript has a single exon. The record is from RefSeq and is a predicted model, not a curated record.
AUGUGUAACAUCUGCCAAAAGAUCAAAGCCAUCCAAUCAAUCGACUCUAUCCUCCUCAAACCUCUUAAAGUCAUCCUCACCAAACUACACGAGCGCAUCGAACCCGAACUAGGAGAUUCUUUCCUCCGCCGCGAAGCCCGUAUCCACUCCAUCAAUAAGAAUCUCCAACAUCUUCAAAUCGGUCCUUUGAAACCCAUCAUCAAGCUCAUCAUUUCCGAUCUCGAUUCGGAGCUCCGCAAACUCGCGGUCAGCAAGGUCGAUCAUCCUGCCUAUCGAACUGUCGGAAAAUACAAUGAUUUAACGACGAAGAUCGGACCGGAUGAUAGCUCCAGCAUUCGGAAAUGGUUGGAAAAUCGCGCUGAAGAAGUUAGAGAGACUAAAGAGUUGAAGAAGAUGGUUGCUCUUCAGGGAAAAUCAAAGAUUCGGCGCGAGUCAGGAGCUCAGAAUGAUGCAUUGGCAAAACCAAGUUAUAUGACGGGCCCGGAAUCAACAGAUUCGGAGUAUUUGUCAGGAACAGAUGAUAUGACUAAAAUCGAUUAUAUGGAGCUGGAUGAUCGACUUCCGGUUCCAGGUGCUGUCGAAUGGUCUACUCAUGUUGUGGAUCAGUGGUUUAAGAAGAAUGGUGAGAAUGCUUUGUUAAGCGAGGGGGUUGCGCAGGCUAAGGAUGCACCUAGAAAGCAGGGAAAGCAUAGGAAACAUAGGAAGCAUAGGAAGCAUUCGAAGAGAGAGUAG